CUAAAAAUGUAGCUCUUCACUUUGAGAACAAUGGGAGAAAGUGCAGCAGCGGUCCUUAGAAGUAUCCAAGGGAUCCAAUCCUUUAUUACUGUAGAGGCUUCCAGAAAACAGAUUUCUAUUCUCUGGACAUUCAAAAAUGCUGCAGCAAACUAUAUACAUGCUUUGACAUUGUAAACCACAGACGAAUUGGAGCCUGGCAUUGGAAGGAGGUGUUCUGCAAGGAUUUUUUUUUUCCUUGUCUAAAGAAGUUGACUUCUGCAAGAGGGAAUCUGAAAAAUGACAGGGGCAAAGAGGAAAAAGAAAAGUGUGCUCUGGAGCAAGAUGCACAGCCCGCAUUGUGAAGACAUCAAACAGUGGUGCAGAAGGAGGCUCCCUAUUUUGGAAUGGGCACCACAUUACAAUCUGAAAGAAAACCUGCUUCCAGACACUGUGUCUGGGAUAAUGUUGGCAGUUCAACAGGUGACACAAGGAUUGGCUUUUGCUAUUCUUUCAUCUGUGCACCCUGUUUUUGGACUAUAUGGGUCUCUGUUUCCUGCCGUCAUUUAUGCCAUCUUUGGAAUGGGACGUCAUGUUGCCACAGGCACCUUUGCCUUGACGUCUUUAAUAUCAGCCAAUGCUGUGGAACGGCUGGUCCCUCAAAGCAGCCAGAACCUCACCACACAGAAUAACUCAAGUCUGCUGGGCUUGUCUGACUUCGAGGUACAAAGGAUCGGCGUUGCUGCAGCAGUCUCCUUCUUGGGAGGGGUGAUUCAGGUGGCCAUGUUUGUGCUACAACUGGGCAGUGCCACGUUCCUGCUUACGGAGCCCGUGAUCAGCGCGAUGACAACCGGGGCUGCCACCCAUGUGGUGACUUCGCAAGUCAAGUAUCUUUUGGGAAUAAAAAUUCCGUAUAUAUCUGGACCUCUCGGAUUUUUUUACAUUUAUGCAUAUGUCUUUGAAAACAUCAAGUCUGUCCAGCUGGAAGCACUGCUCUUAUCCUUGCUGAGCAUCGUAGUCCUUGUUCUUGUUAAAGAGUUGAAUGAACAGUUUAAAAGGAAAAUUAAAGUUGUUCUUCCUGUCGAUUUAGUUUUGAUCGUUGCAGCAUCAUUUGCUUGUUAUUGUACCAAUAUGGAAAACACAUAUGGAUUAGAAGUAGUUGGUCAUAUUCCAAAAGGAAUCCCUCCACCAAGAGUCCCCCCGAUGAACAUCCUCUCCGCCGUAGUCACUGAAGCUUUUGGAGUUGCUCUCGUAGGCUAUGUGGCUUCACUGGCUCUUGCUCAAGGAUCUGCCAAAAAAUUCAAAUAUGCAGUGGAUGACAACCAGGAAUUUUUGGCCCAUGGCCUCAGCAAUGUGAUCCCUUCAUUUUUCUUCUGUAUCCCAAGUGCGGCUGCCAUGGGAAGGACAGCUGGUCUGUACAGCACAGGAGCAAAGACCCAGGUGGCUUGUCUAAUAUCUUGCAUUUUCAUCCUUAUAGUCAUCUAUGCAAUAGGACCUUUGCUGUACUGGCUGCCCAUGUGUGUUCUUGCAAGCAUUAUUGUUGUGGGACUCAAGGGAAUGCUAAUACAGUUCCGAGAUUUAAAGAAAUAUUGGAAUGUGGAUAAAAUUGAUUGGGGUAUAUGGGUCAGUACAUAUAUAUUUACAAUAUGCUUUGCCGCCAAUGUGGGACUACUGUUUGGUGUUGUCUGUACCAUAGCUAUACUGAUAGGACGCUUCCCAAGAGCAAAGACUUUAAGUAUUAAAAACAUGAAAGACAUGGAAUUUAAAGUGAAGACAGAAACAGAUGAUGAGACCAUGCAUCAGGUGAAAAUCUUCUCAAUAAACAACCCACUUGUUUUCCUGAAUGUGAAGAAAUUUCAUACUGACUUAAAGAACAUAAUCCAAAGGGAAAAUACCACCAACCACCCACUUGAUGAUAUCAGCAAGUGUGAACAAAACACGUUACUCAAUUCUCAUUCCAAUGGUAGCUACAAUGAAGAUGCUUCACAGCACUGUCUUACCGAGAAGCGGUCUUUAAUCCUGGAUUGCAGUGGGCUGACCUUUUUUGACUAUUCUGGAGUCUCCAUGCUCGUUGAGGUUUAUCUGGACUGUAAGGACAUGAAUAUGGAUGUAUCAUUAGCCAACUGCACAGAUUCCCUGAUAAAAGCAAUGAAGUACUAUGGAAAUCUAGACUCAGAGAGACCAAUUUUUUUUGAAUCAGUAUCUGCUGCAAUAAGUAAUAUCUACUCAAAUAAGAGUUUGAACAAACUCAGCGACCACAGCGAAGUCUGAGACCCUUUUGUGGAAGUAUAGAUGUUGUCUACCCUGAAGAGGCCAUAUACUGGCACUUUGCACAACUUCUUGUUGCUUAGAUCCUACACAUGACUUCUACUACAAGUAUGAUGUGAUUUAGUAACUGUGUAGCCACUGGUCAAGAUUUGUCAAUACUUUUUAAUAUCUUUGCUAGUAAGCAAAUUUCCUUAGUUAUUUUAUAUAGAAUUAGCAUGCAUUUGGUUUUAAUGUACUGAAGGAUAAACAUGAUUUUAUCACAGUAGUUUCUAUUGUUUUAUUCCUACAUUGCUGUAAGUUAAGUUUUAAAACAGAGAAACACUUUUGUCAUAGAGAUUUGGGAUAUUUACAAGCCAUCUGUAAUACUCCAGGGUUAUCUGAAACCUGAAAACAAUACGUGAAAACAACCUAGCAAAUGUGCCAAAUUUCUGGCUCCUCUCCCCUCAAAAGCCAUUUCAACAUCAAUAUCACUAAAUACUACUUUAUGCAACGGGACACAGAAUUCACAGAAACAAACCAAAUAGAAAAGCAUGGCAAGCUGGAAGUCCCUGGUUCCUAUACGCUUCACCACACACACUCCUGAAAUUUUCAUGCCUUAACCAAGAAUUUUUUCAUGUUCAGGAAAAUUGGUAUCCUAAGAACUAAGAUCUUGGCAUUGGUCUGCUUUGCUAAGAAUAUUGGAAAUACUUGGGCUCUUCACACCAGAGAGCUCUAAUUUUUACAUUCGUACUCCAUAAAUAUCUUCUGCUGGAGUUUUCUGGAGUUACAGAAUUUAGAAAUUGCAUAUUUUAUAUUUUUCACAAAUAGGAUUUUUAGAUAAGAAAAUAUCACUGGUAGGCUAGCCUUAUGCUAUUUCAGGAUAGGGGUAACAUUAGUAGUUUUGAACUUUCUUAUUUCAGAGAUACUGUCAAUAAAAUAUAUUUAUCUAUCUCUGUCUGGAUAAAGUCUCCAUAGUUUGUUUUCUUUUUCUUUUGUUAGAGAACAUGCAUGUAGUGAUCUGUAAGCCCACCGAGCCAACAGGGUAAUUUAAAAAUGAACACUAAAGGCCAGGCUGGAUUAUCGACAUUAUUGCCUCAGGUUUGUGCACAUAUAUUUCAUGGCUUACUGUUAACACAAUUUCACAUUUUUGUAUAUCAAGUUGAUUUACAUACGAAGAAGAACUCUCACUUUCAAAAUCACACAUAGACACAUAAUUACACUUAAGUCUUAAAGGUAUCUUAACCCUUUUGAAAAUCACCAGUGUAAGAAAAAGCCAAAUACUUUAAAGCAAGUUUGGCAAAAAAGGUCGGAAAUAAAAUUAAGAGAUUGGUCAUUGAAGUGCUGUCAUUAAUCUCUUUAAGAAUAAAUUCUAGCUCCUGCCACCUGACGCAUUGCAAUGGUCCCUAGCGAAUAUGCAGUAAACACUCAUACUGUCCUUAAUUUUAAGAUUAAAUCCUAGGUAGGAAAAUGUAAUAAGAUGAAAGAGGAGUAAAUGUUUCAAUUCUGAUGGCUUAUCCAAUCAUUUAAGUUUUUUGCCAUGAACUGCAAAGUGUAGUCUCAGUUCCCAAAAUACCUCAAUCUUUUUAUCACUAAUUUAGACAGAAAUAAGGGAGGUUAACUCAUAUUCCCAUCAAACAGUGUUCCAGGGAAGGAGACAGGUAGUAAUAGACGUAAAAUUUUCUUAGAGAAAGGAAUUAUAUUCUGCUUUGUCCUGUCAAAUUAUUUCAAUGGUAGAUGGUGAUAAGAGUUACUACCCUUAGUCCAUUAACAUGAAUCAAGGAAAGUCCAGAAAAGAAAAUAUAUCUUACUGUGUGUAAAUUGAUAUUUUGCUAUGCAGCUAUGGCCUAUAAUUGAAUUCAUGUGCUGCUAGCAUUUUGUAAUUUGUUAGUGAUUAUGGGCCUUAGAUGGCAUUCAAAUCAUUAUAGUUAAUCGAUAGUUUGUUCUGUUUCAUCGUUAAUGCUGAUACAGUAUUGUCUGAGAAGCAUUUCAGUGUUUAUAGUAGAAAUUUAGUAGACAAAACUUUAAAGCCAAUAACUUGGGUCAAAUGUUAAUGUUAAAUUCAAGAAAGAGGAAGAUCAAAUCUUAGUAGUAUAUAGGUUCUUUUUCCCAUGGCUUCUCCUUCACACCCAGAAGAGAAAACUCUUCAAUUUACUUCUAAGAGCUCAAAAGCUAAACAUGAGUUUUAGAUGCAUAAGAUUGUAAAAUGCAGAUGUUUAUUUCAAAGUAGGACCUGACAACACAAAAACAACAAUAAGGUCCUAAUGCUAAAAUGUUUCUAGAAUGACACUAAAUUAUUUUUAUGGAAUCAUCUUAUUUUUGUAUAUGAUAUCUUACUUCCAUAUUAUUUCUUAUGGUAAAAUAAAAUUGGAAAAAAUUAAAACAGAUGUAAAAGUGUUUUAAGAACCUACCAUACUGACGUAUACAAGUUAAGUCUAAAAUAUGUAAUGACAAAAAGACUUAACAUUACAUUUAUGGAAAUUAUGUGCAUUUAAAUUUUAUCAUUUGUCUUUCACUAAAGGUUAUUUGCCCCCAUUACAUAAUUCAAGUGUUAUAAGGUUUAUUUUAAAUCACUUUGAAGUAAUUUAUUUGACAUAUCUCUCCUCUAUAAAUGUAUAAUGUAAUGAAGAAAGAGAGCUUUCUUUUUAAAUGAAAACAUGAAUGUGUUAAUACCCUGUAUUAAUAAUAUUUGACACGUAGUAGUUACCAAAAGUUGUUAGUGUGUUGUUGAGCAUACAUAUGCCUAGAAAUGUGCAUUUUGUAUUCUGUUGGAUGAUGAUCUAAUUCAGUACAGAAUAUGCUCUUGGCAGUCAGUUUGUUGCCAGAUUUCAAGUAGGAAGUUAAGUGGUGCUUUCACAAUCCAAAGAUUUUUAGUUAAGAAUUAUGUAGUUUAUUAUGCUGCACUUAUUUUUUUAUAUUUUUCAAUGCAUUUAAUAAUCUUUUUAUAAUUCUUUGUACUAACUCAGCAUGUAGCAACCAAUUUACAUGGAAAUAAAUUGAAAUAUGAUAACUAUUAUCCUUAA
Messenger RNA from Chinchilla lanigera (long-tailed chinchilla), 5243 nucleotides. It is a transcript of the gene Slc26a7, whose product is annotated as solute carrier family 26 (anion exchanger), member 7. Bases 277 to 2247 code for a protein of 656 amino acids. The transcript has 19 exons. Gene Ontology annotation, biological process: transmembrane transport. The record is from RefSeq and is a predicted model, not a curated record. Lineage: Eukaryota; Metazoa; Chordata; Mammalia; Rodentia; Chinchillidae. Gene Ontology annotation, cellular component: membrane. Gene Ontology annotation, molecular function: sulfate transmembrane transporter activity; chloride transmembrane transporter activity; oxalate transmembrane transporter activity.